Messenger RNA from Chironomus riparius, 395 nucleotides. The record is from the annotation of a GenBank genome assembly. NCBI's taxonomy places the organism in Eukaryota, Metazoa, Arthropoda, Insecta, Diptera, Chironomidae.
AACAAGUUUAAAGAGCUAUGGCAGAUAUAAAUGCAUUUUUACAAUGUUUUUGCAAAAUUUUCGAGUGUUUUGAUUUGUGUAUGAGAUGCGGACAAUGCAUAAAUCUAUAUUGUGAUAAAGAUCCAUUGAUCAGUUCUGAUGCUCAUUCUGUUGUAGAAGACAAUCAAGUACCUCAGAAUCAAUCUGUAGAAGGAGACAACCAUAAUGGAUCAGAUUUUGUGGCAAAAGGACCACCGUUUGCUAGUGUGAAUCUAAAUGAUGCAGAAAUAAUCACUUCCCAGCCUAAAAGAAGUGAUGUUGAAAUUGUUUUUGGAAUUGAUCACGAAAAUGAACUGACAAGCCCGCCCAAAUAUGAAUCUUUAGAUGAUAAACAUUCUUUAAAUACAAGAAAAUAA